AUGGAUGGUGGACUUCCCAGUGUGGAGAGACCAUGGAAUCCUUCUGACUCUGAGCAACCUCGUGCUGUGGGGGAUGGGGCCGGGGUUCAGAGGGAGAAGACAUUUCCCUGUUCUGAGUGCGGGGAAGGUUUUAGUUCUGUACUACGUCUUCAGGUACAUCAGAGAUCUCACACGGGUGAAAAGCUUCAUUCCUGUUCUGAGUGUGGGAAAUGUUUCCUUCAUAAAUCAGAACUCAACAUCCAUUACAGAUCUCACACGGGAGAGAAGCCGUAUUCCUGUCCAGAGUGUGGGAAAUGUUUUCUUUGUAAAUCCAAAUUGGUUCGGCAUUACAGAUCUCACACAGGUGAGAAGCCACAUUUCUGCCCCGAAUGUGGAAAAUGCUAUACACGGAAAUCACACCUUUUAAGGCAUCAGAGGUCCCACACGGGGGAGAAGCCGUAUUUCUGCCCUGAGUGUGGGAAAUGCUUUUUACAGAAUUCUGACCUUGUUAGACAUCAAAGAUCUCACACAGGCCAGAAGCCUCAUGCCUGCCUCGAGUGCGGACAUCAGAAAUUGCAUGUAGACAAGUUGUAUUCUUGCCCAGAGUGUUUGAAAUGUUUUCCGUCGGAAUCAGAGCUUCUAGCACAUCAAAUAUUCCACACCAAGAAGAAGCCAUAUUCCUGCCUUGAGUGCGGGAAAUGUUUCUCAAAGAUGUCUCUUCUUAGCAGACAUCAGAGGAUUCAUACAGGUGAAAAGCCGUAUCCCUGCCCUGAGUGUGGGAAAUGUUUUUCUCAAAAGUCCAGUGUUGCUGCACAUCAGAGAUCUCACACAGAAAAGCCACAUUCCUGUCCUGAGUGUGGGAAAUGUUUUUCACAGAAGGUCCACCUUUCACGACAUCAGAGAUCUCACACGGGCGAGAAGCCGUAUUCUUGCACUGAGUGCGGGAAAUGUUUUGUUCGUAAAACAGAACUGGACACGCAUUACAGAUCUCACACGGGGGAGAGGCCGUUUUCCUGCCCUGAGUGUUGGAAAUGUUUUUCAGACAAGACCAGUCUUUCCAGACACGAGAGACUGCACACCGGCAAGAAGCCGUAUUCCUGCCUCGAAUGCGGAAAAUGUUAUAUACAGAAAUCAGAACUUGUCAGACAUGAAAGAUCUCACACGGGAGAGAAGCCGUUUUCCUGCCCUGAGUGCGAGAAAUGUUUUUCAGAUAAGAGCAGCCUCACCAGUCAUCAAAGAUUGCACACAGGUGAGAGGUUUUAUUGCUGCCCUGAGUGUGGGAAAUCUUUUUCACGGAGGACUCACCUUACCAGACAUCAGAGAUUGCAUACUGGAGACAAACUCUAUGUCUGCCCCGAGUGCGGGAAAUGUUGCACAGAAAAAUCAGAACUUGUCGCACAUCAGAGAUCUCACACGGGGGAGAAGCCAUAUUCCUGCCCCGAGUGCGGGAAAUGUUUCUCACAGAAGUCCAAUCUUAAUAUACAUCAGAGAUUGCACACGGGCGAGAAGCCGUAUUCUUGUCCUGAGUGCGGGAAAUGCUUUUCGUGUAAGUCCAAUCUUUCUGAACAUGAGAUAUGCCACAUGCGGGAUAAGCUCUUUUCCUGCCCUGAGUGUGGGAAAUGUUUUCCCCGGAACUCAGAACUGGUCAAACAUCGACAAUCUCACAUAGAGACCGCAACCAUGCCUUGA
Messenger RNA from Staurois parvus, 1668 nucleotides. The record is from the annotation of a GenBank genome assembly. Lineage: Eukaryota; Metazoa; Chordata; Amphibia; Anura; Ranidae.